AUGGCAGUAAAGGCGACCAGACCUAGGAGCGGACUUCAACCCGGAGUGGUACAGCGGCACGAGCGUCGGCACGCCGGAUCCAAGAACCACGUGGCCUCCCACGAAGCCGUCAAGCGCAUAUCACGCCCCGAGCAGCGCCCUCAGCGACAGCAGCGCCCAGUCGCGCCCACAGCAGCGCCAACCGCGCCGGACACGUGGUCACCAACCACACAACGAGCGUCACCAGGAGCGCGCAACGAGCGGCCCGCGCCGUGCAGUGCCACCCACGUGAUCCACAGGAGCGUCCACUGCGUCUUCACUAGCGCCUGCCGACAGCACCCACCGCGCCACCAGCAGCGCCCACUCACGUGCUCACCAGCGGCGCCAAUCAAGCACUCACCGAGCGCCACCAGCAGCGCCAAUCGAGCGUCAUCAGUGCCCACCGCGGCCAACAGCAGUGCCCUCAGCGGCAUACGCGCCCAACGCACAGCCCCACGAGCGGCUACCACCGAGCGCCAUCAAGCAGGGCAACAGCCGUGCCCACCGAGCGCUCACCACACCGAUCAGCGCUGCCGCGCAUCAGGCGCGCCACGGGAUGCGCCCACCACGUGCUCACCAGGAGCGCCCAACGAUCAGCGCCGCCGCAACCACAUCGGUCAGCCACUGCCGCACGUCAACAGCACCUGCCGUGCGCCCGCCGCAUCACGCCCCUGGAACCCGUCAGGCGACACCGCGGGAACCUGCAUCACCACGGAGAACAGGUACGGCCUACAGCCGCAGGCGGACGCCGCCACGGCAAAGGAGAAGAACCCGUUUCGACGCCCCUCCACGAGCGCCAUGUUGGCCACCACAACGGUCGCCAACGAGGAGGACGCAGGACCCGCUGCUGGCCAGGACCCAGGAGUCGGAGGAAACGCUCCCCAGGGUUUCGUAGACCCGCCACCGCCGGCCAUACCAGAGGCAUCGCCCGGAUCACCACCGGAGCGGCCACCGAGAGCAUCUCCCAGAACGCCGCGACGGACGUCACCCCCAGGAGCUCCCCACGAACCCCGGAAGGGAUGUUGCGACCGCACCUCUGCGCGCGCCGUCCCGCAAACUCCCGGCCGCACGAUCGCACCAAGCGAGAUGGGCUGGGAACCGGACCUGCAAUUAUUCCUCAGCGGGGAAGAGGAGGAUGAGGUCCUGCAAGCCCUCCGGGAGUGUCCGGACGCUGGACAAGUCAUGGAGGAGGCCCAAUGGAUCGUCGCCCCAGUCGGCUGGAGG
Messenger RNA from Drosophila subpulchrella, 1242 nucleotides. RefSeq names its product proteoglycan 4-like. The annotation marks the transcript as partial. The record is from RefSeq and is a predicted model, not a curated record. The transcript has 5 exons. Lineage: Eukaryota; Metazoa; Arthropoda; Insecta; Diptera; Drosophilidae.